AUGUCGUCCGACUCGCACUCGCAUUCUCACGACCACGGCCACGAUCAUACUCAUGACCAUGACCAUGAUCAUGACCACGACCACUCUCACAGCCACACACACACGGGCCCAGCACACCUUUUCCAAGCGACGUCGUCGACCGACUUACCUCCAGACGACUGGCGCGAGUCCGGUGUGCGCGUGAUCCCCGGAGACAGCCUGGACGCCAACACGGCGCAGACGCCGGGCAUGAACCGCGCCGCGGCGGUCAACAUGGCGCGCGUGGGGGCCCAGAGGCUCUGGGCCGGGACGGUCAAGAUCCACCCCAACGCCAAAACGGGCGCGCACCACCACGGGCACCUCGAGAGCGUCAUCUACGUCGUCAAGGGCAAGGCGCGGAUGCGCUGGGGCGACAGCCUCCAGUUCACGGCCGAGGCCGGGCCCGGCGACUUCAUCUACGUGCCCCCUUACGUGCCGCAUCAGGAGAUCAACGCCAGAGAGGACGAGGAGUUGGAGUGCGUGCUCAUGAGGAGCGACGGGGAGGCCAUCGCGGUGAAUCUGCCGGACGUGGUCCCCGUCGAGAACCCGGAGGGCGUCAAGUGGAUUGAUCCCACACAUCCUACGGGUGGGGUAUAG
Exophiala spinifera is the source of this 615-nucleotide messenger RNA. RefSeq lists its product as uncharacterized. The coding region runs from base 1 to 615 and encodes 204 amino acids. The transcript has a single exon. The record is from RefSeq and is a predicted model, not a curated record. Lineage: Eukaryota; Fungi; Ascomycota; Eurotiomycetes; Chaetothyriales; Herpotrichiellaceae.